UCCCAACUACUUUACAUUUUUCUCGUAUCAACUGUGGAAGAAAAAGAUCUUCAUCCUUUCCAUAUCUCAUCAGUUAUUAUGGCUACUUCUUCUAUUCCUGCUCUUGGGGACACAACUGAUGCUGAGAAAAAAGAAUAUAGCAUUGUUCACUUCCAGUAUCCCCCAAGCCAUGGUAUAAAAAAUAUAUCCACUAGCUAUAUUUAUAAGCAAACACUGUUUUCACGGCUCAAUUUCCUAAAACCUUAUGAAAUUACAAAAAAGGAGGAAAAUAUUCGCGGAGACAAACACAAAGAUGUAUAUUUGCUAUCAAGAGAUGACAUUAGAAGACUUCGAAGUAAAUAUCAGUUUAUACAUAUUGGCUUGGUACAAUUUUCUAUAGAAUAUUAUGCUUCAACACGCGGUAAUCUGUCUGUUAGUUUGAGAGAUUCUAAGUACCCAAGUCUUGAAGAAUCUAUGCUGGUAAGUUUUGAUUCAGAUUUGCAUAUAGAUGACAUAAUAAAGUUUAAUUGGUUCCCAAAUUUCUCAGCAAGUUUAACUGAUUUAGCAAAUUCCAAUGGUUUGGUUGUUACUAUAGAUUCUUCAGCAUAUACAACAGUUAGGUACAAGGUAUGUUAUAAAUUAAUGAAGAAAUCUCUUAAACCUGAUUACCUAUUUGAAAAUCCUGUUUUAGAGGUAAACACAGAUACAGCAAAUGUUGUUGUCCACAAAUCUGAUAAUGGUAGUUAGGCAUCAUUGUUGUGAGUUUCAACUAAUUAUGAAGAUGGAGAAGAUGACCCUGUCAUGUUUGAAGAUCGUUUUCUAAUUUCUAUUUUAAGUAUUCUGUUUGUUGCGAUGCAUCUCUUUUUAUUUUACUUUUGGAAUAUUAU
Molecule: messenger RNA, 866 nt
Organism: Lathyrus oleraceus (garden pea)
Lineage: Eukaryota; Viridiplantae; Streptophyta; Magnoliopsida; Fabales; Fabaceae
Exons: 2
Coding region: 79-726 (215 amino acids)
Source: RefSeq, a predicted model, not a curated record